AUGCUCGGGGCGGGGACCUCCACGGCGGCGACGGAGGCGCGCAGGAAGUGGUGCCCGCUGCUCGAGCUUCUCUCCGCGGAGAGCGACGCGGCCGACGGGGCGCCGGUGUCGCUGAUGAUUGUUGCCCACGUCACGUACCGCUCCUCGUUGCUGGCGCGGGCGCUGCGUCGCUGGCGGAACCGCGCCGCCGCCGUCGUGGAGACGCGGCGCUGCCAGGCGUGCGUGGCGGCGGAGUGGUACGCGAGGCGCCGCCUGUUUCUCUUCUUCCGGGCCUGGCAGUGGCGCUAUAGAGAACGCUGGCGGGACAAAGCCAACGCUGCAGCCGCACAGAGGCACUGCCUUGCCGCGGCGCUGAGGCGGGGACUGAAGGCGUGGGGGAUGUGGGUACGCGCGAGGCGGGAGGCGAGGGCGCAGGCGGCCGCCAUGAGCGAGGGGCUUGCGAGGGCGCUUCUCCUGCGCUGCUGGCUUGCCUGGCACCGCCACUCCCUGCAGUGCAUUGCGUACACCAGGGUAGCGACUGCGGCGGCGCGGUGGCGCCGGCAGUCGUGUUGGAUGGCCUGGAGACUUGUGGCGUGGCGACGAAGCGCUCGUCGCCUGCGCGUGGCCGGGCUCCUUCUGCACCUUCCCGCAGCCUGGACGGCGAGUUACCGGCUGCCGGUCACGAGGAGCGGCUCUGAGCGUCCGCCGCCUUCUCCCCACGCCCGCCUCCUUUCUGAGCACGUGGCGUCUGAGUCGCUUGCGAUGCGGUUCUACUGGAUUCGUUGGCUUGGCGAGACCGCGCGGCGGCGCGGUAUGCGGCUGCGCAGGUAUGAGGCGGCCCUGGCGCGCAUAGCGCAACAUAGAGACGGGCGUGCCAGGUCCUGCGGCUAUCAACGGUGGCUCCUGCGCACGGUCAGCACACUCCACAGCCGGCGAACCGCCCUUGUCGCCCGUUGUAGGUACUUCUACAAAUGGCUCCUCUUCGCCGAGCGGCAGGCGUUGUGUGAGCGGCGGUGGAGCGACUUGGCGCGCCGUUGCAAAUCCCGCGUCGUGCAGCACUGGAGGGAGCGCACACUCCGGAGGCGGCUGUGCAGGCAACACGUUGCCCAAGCGGGUGAAUGCUACGCGGCCGCACUGCGAAGCCGCCUGCUUCCCCUCUCCUUUCACAGGUGGAUGCGACGCACGCAGUCGCGGCGUGAGUACAGGGCGCUGGAGCAGGCUGCAUACCACCGCCGCACAGAGCUUGUGCGCGAGCUCACCGUCAAUCGCCUGCUGAGUAGUGUUCUCCUGACCUUUUGGCAGCCGUCAGGCGAAGAAACUGCGCCCAGGGGGGAGCCGCCGCCACAGAAGGCAAAAGGCACGGCCGCCGUCGCCCACGCAACUCCAACUGCCCCUGCUUCUGCUUCUGCUUCUGCUUCUGCUGCCGCUGCUGGUGUGGGCCCCGCCCCACACACGCCCAGUGAAGCAGCCAUAGGCGUUGACCCUGUGGAGGCGCUUCGUCGGCGUCUCGUUGCCCGCUCCGCCGCCAUUCCCCUCGUGGGGCGCAUGAACCACGUGGGCGCCGCCGCACCGGCGACACGUGUUGCUGCGGGUGCUGCUGCUGGAUGUGACAACUCCCCUGCCCCUCUGGCGGCUCACGCGACGUCUCCUCCGAGAGCCUCAAACACCCUCGCCGAGGACGCCUUCCCCUCGCCGCAACUCGCUGCCCUCACGCCCGCUGCCUCGUUCAACACUUCAAUGGCAACUGCCUGUCUCGACGCCUCAGUUAGCGUUGCGGAAGGCAAGAAUCUGCUCUUGACGUACCGUGCGAUGUUGGCUACUGCCUCGGCGGAGCGUGAGGAGACUCGCAUACUUCGCGAGAAGCUCCGGCUGUAUUCUGCCCAGAGACAAAGCCGCACGGGCUGCGAGAGACGAAUUCAGCAGGCGGAGGCGCAGCUGCAGCAUCGUCUUCUUUUGCUUCAGCAACGGGACUUGGAUCGCCAGGCACUGCGGGCGCAGGUGCUGCAGAUGGCAAGGCAGCUGGAGGUGGUGCUACAACCCCCCGACACUUUCACUGGCCCUCCGGUGGAGGGACGGAAAUAG
Messenger RNA from Trypanosoma conorhini, 2061 nucleotides. Its product is annotated as putative leucine-rich repeat protein (LRRP). The record is from RefSeq and is a predicted model, not a curated record. Lineage: Eukaryota; Euglenozoa; Kinetoplastea; Trypanosomatida; Trypanosomatidae. The transcript has a single exon. Bases 1 to 2061 code for a protein of 686 amino acids.